AUGACGAUCGAGCGACGGAAGAGCGUGGAUGGGUACCACCGGGACGGAUGGAACGUCCGCGCGAGCGCGCUGCGGGAACUAUGUAAUCCCAUCCGGCGCAUCGUGGACGAGAUGGUGGGGUGUGCAAAUCCGAAUAAAGCGCUGAUAUCUCUCGCGCAAGGAGACCCUACGGUUUUUGGACACAUUGCGCCGCCGAAAGCGGCGAGUGAGGAGGUGAGGGAGGCGUUCGAGAGGGGGACGCAUAACGGGUACACGGCGAGCGUGGGCUCGACAAGCGCGCGGAGCGCGGUGGCGACGAGGUACUCGCUGCCGGAUCGGCCGGCGUUGCAGAUCGAUGACGUUUUCAUGACGGUUGGGUGUUCGGAGGCGCUGUCGCACGCGCUAGCGGCGCUCGCAGUGGAGGGGGCGAACGUGUUGUUGCCCAGGCCUGGGUUUCCGCUGUACGAGACGCUGUGUCACAGGCACGGCUUGGCGUACAAGUUUUACGACUUGGACGACGAAAAUGGAUGGGAGGUCAAGAUUGAUGACGUGUUUCGGCUGCGCGAUGAGAAGACGGUGGCGAUCGUGGUCAACAAUCCCAGUAAUCCGUGCGGCGCCGUCUAUGGCGAAGCGCACUUAAGGGCGAUUUGCGAGGCGUGUGACACUCUACGACUUCCCAUAAUCGCGGACGAGGUGUACGAGGACAUUGCAUUCGAGCCGAGUCGUCCAUUUUUAUCAAUAGCAUCGUUCAGCGGAAGAGUUCCCGUCAUGGCGGUGAGCGCUCUGAGUAAGCGUUGGCUCGCGCCCGGUUGGCGCAUUGGUUGGCUCGUGCUUCAUGAUUACGAGCACAUCUUACAGACCGCUGGAGUGCACCUCGCGAUUACAAAUUUAUGUCAAGUCUCGCUUGGUCCACCAACGCCGAUUCAAGCCGCGAUUCCUGGGAUUUUCGGCGCUAACGAGACAGAAUGGUUGAAGUCAACCCUCAACGUUCUCAGGUGCUCAAGCGCGUAUUGCAUCGAUCGUUGUGCGCGCGUUCGAGGAUUGAGCGUUCCGUGUGAGCCUCAAGGAGCCAUGUACGUGCUGCUAAAGAUCAGUGUGGAUACUUUUAGGAACGACGACGGAACGUACGACGACGUUCGUUUCGCUAAGCAGUUACUUGCGGAGGAGUCUGUCCUCGUGUUGCCAGGCGAGUGUUUUCAUGCGCCCGGCUAUUUGCGCCUCGUGAUCACCGCUCCACACGCCGAACAGCAGCGCGCGUGGGAUCGUAUCGAAUCAUUUUGCGAAAGAUACUCAUCCGAGCGCAAGAUGACGGAUUCGCCCAAAGAUCUUGAUGCGUACGUCGGGGAAGACUUGAAGCAGAAACUGCACCUCGUGACAUCGCAUGACGACCUCGUUUGCAAAUCGCUAGAUGCUGCGCGCACGGUUAUUUGA
This is a messenger RNA of Ostreococcus tauri, 1410 nucleotides long. RefSeq names its product Pyridoxal phosphate-dependent transferase, major region, subdomain 2. The transcript has a single exon. Lineage: Eukaryota; Viridiplantae; Chlorophyta; Mamiellophyceae; Mamiellales; Bathycoccaceae. Gene Ontology annotation, biological process: amino acid metabolic process; biosynthetic process. The record is from RefSeq and is a predicted model, not a curated record. The coding region runs from base 1 to 1410 and encodes 469 amino acids. Gene Ontology annotation, molecular function: pyridoxal phosphate binding; transaminase activity.